AUCAGCUAUUUGUUCUACGAGAAUCCAUUGAUUAGAUAUGAAUUCCUUCAUGAGAUUGAUCGGAAGCCUUAGCUUCAUGAUAUGGCUAAUCCUGGCCAUAUCAGCAGCAGCCCAACCAUCGUCCUCUCCCGCUCCGGUGCUCGACAGUGCCGGAAGUCCUCUCGAAGCCGGCGUAGAAUACUACAUCAAUCCUGCUAUUACUGACAACGGCGGUCGUUUCACCCUGAUUAACCGAAAUGGGUGCCCAUUUAACGUUGGGCAGGAAAACGUUUCGGGCUUGGAAGGCCUUCCUGUCAUCUUUACGCCUUUCCUCGAGGGAGAGACGGUGAUUAGGGAGGACAGGGACUUCAAGAUUGUUUUCUCGGCAGCCACAAUCUGCGUGCAGUCAACGGCGUGGAAGGUGGGCGAGACAGACGCUGCGAGUGGAAGGAGAUUAAUUGUGACCGGAGAAAGCCAAAGCAAGCUAGCCACUGACAACUACUUCCGGAUAGUGAAAGCCCAAGUGGGAGACAAUAUCUACAACAUUUCAUGGUGUCCUACAGAUGUUUGUCCCACUUGCAAGUUUAACUGCGGGACUGCUGGCGGUUUGGAUGAAAAUGGGAAGAUUUUGUUGGCCUUGGAUGGGAAUGUGCUUCCGGUUACGUUUGAGAGGAGGGCUUAAACUUAAUUAUCACCUCUCCUUAAAUAAAUGUUGUUAAUUAGCUUCUCCAUCUACUAAAUAAAUAAACCUCGGUGCAUGUACGUCCUUUGUAAAGUAAUGGCUAUUUUUCACGCAAAGAAAUGAAAAUUGUUAUGUUUUA
Corylus avellana is the source of this 800-nucleotide messenger RNA. Lineage: Eukaryota; Viridiplantae; Streptophyta; Magnoliopsida; Fagales; Betulaceae. The record is from RefSeq and is a predicted model, not a curated record.